AUGCCAACUGACUUCAACGGGUACUGGAAGAUGAUGAGCAAUGAGAAUUUCGAGGAGUAUCUGAAGGCCCUGGACGUCAAUGUCGCUCUGAGGAAGAUCGCCACUCUAUUGAAGCCGGACAAAGAUAUUAUUCAGAAUGGGGAGCACAUGGUGAUUAAGACACUGAGCACUUUUAGGAACUACAUCAUGGAGUUUGAUGUGGGAAAGGAGUUUGAAGAGGAUUUGUCUGGAGUAGAUGAUCGCAAAUGCAUGGUAAGAAUUAAGGCCAGAUUAGCCCAUUUCUUUAACAAAGAGUUCCUUAGUGAGCAGAUUAGUUUUGUAUUCUCUUGGUGUGUUAGCCUUUACUACCUCUGCUGGGAGGAGAUGUUAUGUAUUCAGCACCCUUUCAGCAGAGCUGUCCUUGCUCUUGUUCCUUCAUCCUAUAUAAUCCUACAUACUGUCAACCAACCAGUUUUCCUGGACAGUUGUAUAUGA
Molecule: messenger RNA, 474 nt
Organism: Staurois parvus
Lineage: Eukaryota; Metazoa; Chordata; Amphibia; Anura; Ranidae
Source: the annotation of a GenBank genome assembly